This is a messenger RNA of Clunio marinus, 207 nucleotides long. Lineage: Eukaryota; Metazoa; Arthropoda; Insecta; Diptera; Chironomidae. The record is from the annotation of a GenBank genome assembly.
AUGGAAUCAAUUCCGAGUAAAUCUCAACAUCAACUAGGUAAUCGUUCAGAAUUUACACAAACUAAUAAUUUUUAUGUUUUUGCAUUCAUCUGUCAAAUACAACAAAAUGAGUUAAGAAAAUGCAUUAAAUUUGGCAACAUGCUUUAUGGAUCGACAAUAGCAGAAGAUAUCAAUAAUUGCUCAGAAACUGCAAAUAACGGACUUUGA